Paramecium sonneborni is the source of this 1543-nucleotide messenger RNA. NCBI's taxonomy places the organism in Eukaryota, Ciliophora, Oligohymenophorea, Peniculida, Parameciidae. The record is from the annotation of a GenBank genome assembly.
AUGAAUAAUAAUAAAGCAAAUUAUCUAUGGUGUAAUCUAAAACUUGAAGAAAAUGAAAAAGCCUAUGGUUUAGGAAAUUAAAUAUUAGACACAGGAAUGAAACCUCCUAUGAUAGGAGGAAUCGAAGAAAUACAAAAAGAAAAUAUAUAAAUAAAUAGAUCGUGCGAUUUGAAUAAUUUUUUUCAACAAUAUAUUUGUUUGUUCACAAAUAUAGUUGGAUAUUAAAGAUUAUUGACUAAUGGAUAAUUAGAAAAAUAAUUUUUGCAUGCAGUAUCUUUAUAGAUUAAAGAAGAUCGUUCAAAAAGGCAAUAAUUAAAUAGUAUUUCCACUUAAUAGAGGAGAAGUUGUAUAAGAAUAAUAAUAGAAUCAAGCAAAGACAAAAAAUAAAUAAAAACAAGAAUCAUCUUCUGAUCUAUUUGUUACACUCAUUUAAUAAGUUAAAAGAGAAUAUAAAGAAGUAAAUUAUUAUCAUAUGCUCAAAGUAAAUAGGUAAUUUAGGAAAGAUCUUAUAAUUUAAACAUCCUUAAAUAAUUGAUUUAAACUUCGUAUUUGCUUAAAUAUUCGAUGAAAAUGAAGUUAAUUAACCAUUUAUUAGUUCCGAAUUAGCUGAAGAUGAAUUUGAAUUUAUUUCAUAUCAUUAGAGUGAUGCUAAUCCAAUUUAGAUUAUAAAUUCACAUGUUAAAUAAUUAAUACAAGCAUUAUAAUCUAACCAAGUAAGAUUUAGAGUUUUGUAAAUUUUUAGAAAUAAAUAUUAUAUUUUAAUGAUAAAACAGUAUUUCCAAUUAAUAAAUAUGAUGCAGUAUAGAAAAUCAGAUUGUUUAAGUCAGAUUUUAAAAAUAAUAGAAGACUUAUAAUUUACAAGAAUAAGAUAAAUAAUCUUAUUGAUUCAGAAAAUAACAAAAUUUUGAAUGUUCAUCAUUAUUUAAGUCCAAAAGCAUGUAAUAAUAUAUUUUAUUAAAAAGUGGAGAAUGGUCAAAGAUAUUUUGUAAGAGGUGAUUAUGUUUUUCAUCAUUAUAUGCAAGAUGGUUUUGAUGAUAAAGGUUGGGGAUGUGCUUACAGAUCAUUUUAAAGUGUAUUAUCAUGGUUAAUGGAAAAUGGAUAUACAAAAAAGAAAGAUAUUCCUAAUCAUAAAAGAAUUUAAUAAAUAUUAGUAGAAAUGGGAGAUAAAUCAAUAGACUUUGUUGGAACAUCAGAGUGGAUUGGUGCUUUUGAAGUAAGUAUGUUAAUUACAUAACUUACUGGAAUUGAAUGCAAAAUAUUAAAUGUAUCUAAAGGAACAGAUGUAAUAUCAAAAUUAUCAGAAUUUAAAAGCUAUUUUGAAAAUUAUGGAGCUCCAAUUAUGUUUGGUGGUGGCCUUUAUGCUUAUACUUUAUUAGGAAUUGAUUAUAAUGAUGAUGAUUGUAGAUUCUUAAUUUUAGAUCCUCAUUAUACUGCUAAUGACACCAUUAAAUCAGUCAUUGAAAAAUAAGGUGUAAGCUGGAGAAAAGCAGAUAUGUUUGAAGAAAAGCAUUUUUAUAACUUCUGCAUGCCUCUAAUAUAAUGA